AUGAAGAUCUCUGCCCUUGCCCUCGGAAGCGCUUUUGCUACCGCCAAUGCUGCGGCUGUUGGCGACCGCUCGCAGUUCGCUGAGCGCGCUACCUAUGCUGUCGUUGGCAAGGCGGAAGGCUUCGCAGCUAGCACCACUGGAGGUGGAAGUGCUGCCUGCGCAAUCCCAGCCAGCGUUACAGAGUUGAAGACUUGGCUCACUGAUAGCACUGCUCGUUGCAUUGUGCUCGACAAGGAGUACAACUUCAAGGGCACCGAAGGUACCACUACUGAAACCGGCUGCCGGCCAGCGUCCAACACGUGCCCGGGCAAUGGUGGCCAAGACGCCAUCAACAAGGCCUCGUGGUGCACAAACGGCAACGCAGGUACUGGUGCCACGUCCAUCAGCGUCACCUACGACACUGCCGGUGUUGCUGGUAUCAACGUUGCCUCCAACAAGUCUUUGAUCGGUGUUGGAUCCAAGGGUGUCAUCCGUGGAAAGGGUCUGCGUAUGGCCAACGGCGCCAAGAACGUCAUCAUCCAAAACAUCCACAUCACUGAGCUCAACCCCCAGUACAUCUGGGGUGGAGACGCCAUUACCGUGGAUGGCUCUGAUCUCAUCUGGGUUGAUCACGUCAAGGUCUCCCUCAUCGGUCGCCAGAUGUUUGUUGCCGGCACUGGUGCCUCGAACCGCGUGACCAUCUCCAACACCGAGUUCGACGGCGCGACCAGCUGGUCCGCCACUUGCGACGGCCACCACUACUGGGCCAUCUACCUGACAGGCUCCAGCGACCUCAUCACUAUGAAGAACAACUACAUCCACCACACAUCUGGCCGCAGCCCCAAGAUCGGCGGAAACUCGCUUGUCCACGCUGUCAACAACUACUGGUACGCCAACUCUGGCCAUGCCUUCGACAUCGCUUCUGGUGGCCAGGUUGUCGCUGAGGGCAACGUCUUCCAGAACGUCGUCACUCCUCUUCUCGGCAACAGUGGAAAGCUCUUCGGUGCCCCCACUACCAGUGCCAACACUGCGUGCAGCACUUACCUUGGCCACACCUGCCAGUUGAACGCUUUCGGUAGCUCUGGUACUCUUGGCGGAACUGACACUAGCUUCUUCAGCAACUUCAGCGGCAAGACUGUUGCUACUGCUUCAGCGGCGAGCACAGCUCCUGCUACAAGUGCUGGUGUUGGUAAGAUCUAA
This is a messenger RNA of Dothidotthia symphoricarpi CBS 119687, 1179 nucleotides long. Its product is annotated as polysaccharide lyase family 1 protein. The record is from RefSeq and is a predicted model, not a curated record. Bases 1 to 1179 code for a protein of 392 amino acids. Lineage: Eukaryota; Fungi; Ascomycota; Dothideomycetes; Pleosporales; Dothidotthiaceae. Gene Ontology annotation, molecular function: pectate lyase activity. The transcript has 3 exons.